This is a messenger RNA of Neofelis nebulosa (Clouded leopard), 1599 nucleotides long. RefSeq names its product stimulator of interferon response cGAMP interactor 1 (gene STING1). NCBI's taxonomy places the organism in Eukaryota, Metazoa, Chordata, Mammalia, Carnivora, Felidae. Gene Ontology annotation, molecular function: cyclic-di-GMP binding; 2',3'-cyclic GMP-AMP binding. The transcript is spliced from 7 exons. Gene Ontology annotation, cellular component: endoplasmic reticulum membrane; autophagosome. Gene Ontology annotation, biological process: reticulophagy; activation of innate immune response; autophagosome assembly. The record is from RefSeq and is a predicted model, not a curated record. Bases 120 to 1253 code for a protein of 377 amino acids.
UUAAUGUUUCGUUUUCAGGCUGUACCCAGAAAGGCUGGCCUUUAUCGCUGGGAGCCAUUUCACCAGGCUUUCUUUCCCUGUCAUCUUCCAGAAACAGCCCAGGGUUUCAGAGGUAGAAGAUGCCCCGCACUAGCCUGCACCCAUCCAUCCCGAGGCCCAGGGGCAUGGGGGCCCAGAAGGCGGCUUUGGUCCUGUUGGCAGUCUGCCUGGCAGCCCUUUGGAGGCUGGGGGAGUCCCCGGACCAUACUCUCCGAUGGCUGGUGCUCCACCUGGCCUCCCUGCAGCUGGGACUGCUGUUCACGGGGGUCUGCCAUCUGACUGAAGAGCUGUGUCACCUCCAUUCCAGGUACCAGGGCAGCUACUGGAGAGCUAUGAAGGCUUGCCUGGGCAGCCCCGUUCGCAGUGGGGCCCUGCUGCUGCUGUCCUGUUAUUUCUACAGCACCCUCCCCAGCACAGACCUGCCCUUCACUUGGAUGCUUGCCCUCCUGGGCCUCUCACAGGCAUUGAACAUCCUCCUGGACCUCCAGGGCCUAGCCCCAGCUGAGGUCUCUGCAGUCUGUGAAAAAAAGAAUUUCAACGUGGCCCAUGGGCUGGCAUGGUCGUAUUACAUUGGGUACCUGCGGCUGAUCCUGCCAGGGCUCCCGGCCCGGGUACUCACUUGCAAUCAGCUGCACAACAACAUACUACGGGGCACAGGGAGCCAUCGGCUGCACAUCCUUUUCCCACUGGACUGUGGAGUGCCUGAUGACAUGAGUGUGGCCGACCCCAACAUUCGCUUCCUGUAUGAGCUGCCCCAGCAAAGCGCUGACCGUGCUGGCAUCAAGGGCCGGGUUUACACCAACAGCGUCUAUGCGCUUCUGGAAAACGGGCAACAGGCAGGCAUCUGUGUUCUGGAGUAUGCCACCCCCUUGCAGACCCUUUUUGCCAUGUCACAGGAUGGCCGAGCUGGCUUUAGCCGGGAGGAUCGGCUUGAGCAGGCCAAACUCUUCUGCCGAAUACUUGAAGACAUCCUGGCAGACACCCCUGAGUGUCAGAACAACUGCCGCCUCAUUGUCUACCAGGAACCCGCAGAGGGAAGCAACUUCUCCCUGUCACAGGAGAUUCUCCGGCACCUUCGGCAGGAGGAAAGGGAGGUCACUGUGGGCAGUGUGGGGACCUCAAUGGUACGCAAUCCCUCUGUGCUGUCCCAAGAGCCCAAUCUCCUCAUCAGUGACAUGGAACAGCCUCUCCCACUCCGUACAGAUGUCUUCUGAAGCCCAGGGUUACCUGGUCUGCACUCCCAAUGCUCCCCAAGAUUCUGGAUUCCCAAGACUCUGGAUUGAGAAGCUUUCUUCAGCAGCUGAAUGGCCAGAAGAAUCAUUUCUUCCCACAAGGACCCUCUCAGAGAUGGUCCCUGAACUUAACAUCUCAAGAUGAAUCCUAUGACCUUGGGCAAGUUAUUUUGCCUCUCUGAACCUCAGUGUGCUCAUCUGUGAAAUAGGAUUAUAAUCAUUGCCCUACCUACCUCACAGGGUUGUUGUGAGGACGAUGUCUGGAACUUUUUUGUAAACUCUAAAUGCCAGGUAAACUUAAGGGACACAUCAGGUGUCUUCCACUGGA